Conger conger (European conger) is the source of this 910-nucleotide messenger RNA. Its product is annotated as tyrosine-protein phosphatase non-receptor type 1-like. The record is from RefSeq and is a predicted model, not a curated record. The annotation marks the transcript as partial. Gene Ontology annotation, molecular function: protein tyrosine phosphatase activity. The transcript has 8 exons. Gene Ontology annotation, biological process: protein dephosphorylation. Lineage: Eukaryota; Metazoa; Chordata; Actinopteri; Anguilliformes; Congridae.
GUUAGUACUCCAUCGCCGAAGUUGAAUGGUUCAAGAUGAGAAAGAUCUCGAUGUGCUAUCAAGUGAUCUGCCUUAUAAACAUGCCAAACUGCCGGAAAACAAAGGGAGAAAUCGCUACAGAGAAGUUUGCCCAUUCGACCACAACCGAGUAUAUCUGCAAAAAGGCACCAAUGACUACAUCAAUGCCAGCUUACUCAUUAUGAAGGAGGCCAGAAGGAAGUACAUUCUCACACAGGGUCCACUGCCCUCCACCUCCGGUCACUUCUGGCAGAUGGUGUGGGAGCAGAGAUCUGCUGGUGUGGUCAUGUUGAACCGCAUCAUUGAGCUGGGCUCUGUGAAGUGCACUCAGUACUGGCCUCCUCCGGAGAUCAGGGAGCUGGUGUUCAAGGACACAGGGUUCAGGCUCACCCUGGUCAGGGAGGACGAGAAAGCCAACUACAUCAUACGACACCUGGAGCUGGAGAACAUGACGACUGAGGAGGUGCGAUAUGUCAAGCACUUCCAUUACACUGCCUGGCCUGACUUCGGGGUGCCCGAGACCCCCACCUCCUUCCUCAGCUUCAUCCUCUUCAUCAGGGUGUCGGGGUGUCUGUCUGAAGACCAGGGCCCCGCGGUGGUGCACUGCAGCGCGGGAAUUGGCCGUUCCGGCGUGUUCUGCCUGGUGGACUACUGCCUCCUGCUGAUGUCGGUGAGGAAGGACCCUGCGGCGGUGUGUGUGCGGGACGUGCUGCUGGAGAUGAGGCGGUGCCGAAUGGACCUGGUCCAGACCCCUCAGCAGCUCCGCUUCGCCUACGUCGCCAUCAUGGAGGGCGCCAAGCCCAUCCUGCGCCGCCGCUCCCUGCAGGAGUCCAUGAACGACUCGGACGAGGAGGACGCCCCGUUCGCGUUCCCGCGAGCUUCCCCUCCCUCC